UUUAACAUUCUAUAUAUAUUAAAGUUAAAAACGAAUUUAAUCACAAAAACUGAAAGCCAUUUUUCUGCUUCUAACAUGGAUAUUCAAACCCUAUACUUUACAUCCAUUUUUUCCCUUCUCUUUUUCGUGUUUAUAGUAAACAAAAUAGUGACCAAGAAAUCCAACUCAUCAACUCCAAAUUUACCACCAGGUCCAUUGAUGUUACCUAUUAUAGGAAACAUACACAACCUUAUUGGUUCACUUCCUCAUCAUAGGCUAAGAGAUUUAUCAACAAAAUAUGGACCCUUAAUGCAUCUAAAGCUUGGAGAAGUUUCUACUAUUGUGGUAUCAUCAGCAGAAUAUGCUAAAGAAGUGUUGAAAACACAUGAUCUUGUCUUUGCAUCAAGGCCUCCUAUCCAAGCUUCAAAGAUAAUGAGUUAUAAUUCUAUUGGUUUGUCUUUUUCACCUUAUGGUGAUUAUUGGAGACAACUUAGAAAAAUUUGUGCACUAGAACUUUUAAGUUCAAAACGUGUUCAAUCUUUUCAACCAAUUCGAAGCGAAGAGAUGACUAAUCUAAUCAAAUGGAUAGCUUCAAAGGAAGGAUCAGAAAUUAAUCUCACCAAAGAAGUGAAUUCAAGAAUAUUUUUAAUCACUUCAAGAGUUGCCUUUGGGAAGGAGUGCAAGGAUAAUAAAAAAUUCAUAUCAUUGGUAUGGGAAGCCACCAGAGUUGCUGGAGGUUUUAAUUUGGGAGAUUUGUACCCUUCUUAUAAAUGGCUUCAAAACAUAUCUGGGUUGAAGCCUAAGCUAGAAAAGUUACACAAACAAACCGACGUGAUAUUGCAAAACAUUAUUGAUGAACAUAGGUUGGUUGAUAAAUCAAGGGCAAUUGAAGAUCAUAGUGAAGAAGUGGCAGAAGAUCUUGUAGAUGUUCUAUUGAAGCAGGAUUGUUUAAGUGAUAAUAGUGUCAAGGCUGUGAUCUUGGAUAUGUAUGGAGGUGGAAGUGAGACAUCAGCUUCUACCAUAUUAUGGGCAAUGGCAGAGAUGAUUAAAAAUCCAAGAAUUAUGAAAAAGUUACAAGCUGAGGUAAGAGAGGUAUUUGAAAAAGAAAGAAAACCCAAUGAAAGUGACAUGGAGAAAUUAAAAUAUUUAAAGUGUGUUGUGAAAGAGACAUUGAGAUUACAUCCUCCUGGAGCAUUUUUAUUGCCAAGGGAGUGUGGACAAGCAUGUGAAAUAAAUGGGUAUGGUAUACCAUUUAAAAGCAAAGUGAUAGUGAAUGCUUGGGCCAUUGGAAGAGAUCCAAAUAAUUGGGAUGAUCCAGAAAGAUUUUAUCCUGAAAGGUUCAUCGACAAUUGUGUAGAUUAUUACAAAGGUAAUAAUUUUGAGUUCAUUCCGUUUGGCAGUGGCAGAAGAAUGUGUCCAGGGGUCACAUUUGGAUUGGUCAAUAUUGAGUUUUCACUUGCAUUGUUGAUGUAUCACUUUGAUUGGAAACUUCCCAAUGCAAUGAAAAAGGAAGAUUUAGACAUGAGUGAGAGUUUUGGAGUAGCUGUUACUAGAAAAAAUGAUUUACACCUUAUUCCCUUCACUUAUCAUCCAUAGCAUACUCCUCAUGUUGAAUGGAAGUGAAUUUUUUUUCACAAAAUAUUUUGAUUAAUGUGAAGAUUGUGAGUAUCUAUCUGAAAAAUACAUAUAAUAUUAAAAUCUAGGUCAUGUAAAAUAUUUAAACACAAGAGCCAAGAAAAAAUAAACUUUCCUCCAAAGUAUAGUUUUGUUCAACCCUUCUUUUUGUUGUUGAUAAGAAGAGAAUUAUAUGUACUCAUGUGUAUGUGUAUGGCAAGAUUUUAAAUAUUUGAAAUAAAGCUAUUACCAAUUGCAAUAAAGUUGUGAAUA
Messenger RNA from Medicago truncatula (barrel medic), 1866 nucleotides. RefSeq names its product cytochrome P450 71D9. Bases 76 to 1575 code for a protein of 499 amino acids. The record is from RefSeq and is a predicted model, not a curated record. Lineage: Eukaryota; Viridiplantae; Streptophyta; Magnoliopsida; Fabales; Fabaceae. Gene Ontology annotation, molecular function: oxidoreductase activity, acting on paired donors, with incorporation or reduction of molecular oxygen; heme binding; monooxygenase activity. The transcript is spliced from 2 exons.